Closterium sp. NIES-65 is the source of this 567-nucleotide messenger RNA. The record is from the annotation of a GenBank genome assembly. Lineage: Eukaryota; Viridiplantae; Streptophyta; Zygnematophyceae; Desmidiales; Closteriaceae.
AUGGCUGUGCAGGGUGGGGUUGGAACAGGAAUGGCGAUUGAGAUGGUGACUGUGUUGCAGAGCCUGUCGAACCCGCCCCUCACCACCGCUCUCCACCUGCGCCCAAACCUUCAAUUCGACUUCUCACUCUUCACAGAAUCGUCCCUCCGUCGCGUGGGCAUCCCAUCGCUACCCAGCAGGGAGGAGGAGAGGGAGCGGCGGCUAAGACAACACGUGUUGGCGCUAGCAGAGGCCCAUGCAGUGGGGGACUGGGCGCUGGUGCGGCGGUGGGGGAAGAAGGUGCGGGGGGAGGCGACUGCGGAGGGGGAUGUGGUGCAGCGAGUGGCAUGGUACAUGCUGCAGGCUCUAGAAGCAAGGGCGGAUGGCACUGCUGCUGUGAAAUGGCGAGCGCCGGUCGAGUAUAAAGUCAAGGUGGGUCGUUGCUGGUGUGGUGGUCUAUGUGUGAGGCGAGAGGUGAGUGAGAGAGGGGAUCUGGUGCAGCGCGUGGCAUGGCACAUGCUGCAGGCUCUGGAGGCGAGGGCGGAUGGCACUGCUGCUGUCGAGUGGCGACAUACGGUUAGGAUGUGA